AUGUCUUCAAACAACAACAACAACAACAACAACAACAACGACGACGACGAUGGAGGUAACGUGCCUCGUGGCUACACCGGCGUCUCUCCAGGAAUGAUGGCCAGCCUGUUGUACCCAGCGCCCACGGAACCUUCUGUUGGCUACAACCAUGGCGUGGGUGAUGUCAGUUCCCACAAGCCUGCCGAUGUUCGCCCGUAUGGGAGCUCUAUUGCACCGCCCAGAGAGGCACCGAAGAAAUAG
This is a messenger RNA of Anthostomella pinea, 240 nucleotides long. NCBI's taxonomy places the organism in Eukaryota, Fungi, Ascomycota, Sordariomycetes, Xylariales, Xylariaceae. The record is from the annotation of a GenBank genome assembly.